Messenger RNA from Bactrocera neohumeralis, 503 nucleotides. It is a transcript of the gene Obp69a, whose product is annotated as general odorant-binding protein 69a. The record is from RefSeq and is a predicted model, not a curated record. Gene Ontology annotation, biological process: sensory perception of smell. The transcript has 5 exons. NCBI's taxonomy places the organism in Eukaryota, Metazoa, Arthropoda, Insecta, Diptera, Tephritidae. Bases 51 to 494 code for a protein of 147 amino acids. Gene Ontology annotation, molecular function: odorant binding.
GCACAUGUUUCAGAAUUCAGCACAUUUCUUUGUAAUUUAAAAACUGCACAAUGAACACCAAACAGUUUGUGUUUCUCGUAAUUAUUUAUCAAUAUACAUUCUACACAGGAGUGACCACUCUGGAGGUGCCCAAACACAUGGUGUCAGGUGUAAAGAAAUUGACUAAUAUAUGCAUAAAGGAAUCUGGUGCCAGCGAAGAUUUAUUUAAGGAAAUCAGAGCGACGGGCGAAUUGCCCAACAAUCAAAAUUUAAAGUGUUUCAUGCAUUGUGUGCUGGACAAAAUUGGAUUGAUUGAUGAUGAUAACAUCGUGCACUUGGAUAAUCUCAUUGAAAUAAUGCCACCAGACUUUGUGCCGAUAAUAGAGCAGUUGCACACAACUUGUGGCACAAAAAGUGGCGCUGAUGGCUGCGAAACGGCGUUUUUAACAAUAGAGUGUUAUAUAAAAAGAGAGCCAAUCAUAUCAAAAAUGUUGUUUUCAACAUUCGCGGAUUGAUUAAAUAAA